Messenger RNA from Effrenium voratum, 2357 nucleotides. The record is from the annotation of a GenBank genome assembly. Lineage: Eukaryota; Dinophyceae; Suessiales; Symbiodiniaceae.
GUGUAUACUACAAGCGGUUGCCAACGUUGCAGUAUCGAUGCCCGAUGCUGCAUGUGGCAGGUUGUGCUGAUGUGUUCGCAUGUGCGCGGUUACCUGCACGGCCAUUGUGGAACAAUCGCUACAAAGGUGUCGGCAAAUGUCCUCCCUGGUGGCAGGUCUGUUGGCGCAGGCAAUUCUGUGGAAAGGCGGAGGUUACCGGCAGAGGACUGGAUUGUCCAGCGUCGAUGCAAGGUUUGCCACUUGACAGCUGCUGCAGGUACAAUUUGCAGUGCACGGGCAUAUCAAAGGCUGAGAGGUCGCCUGCACAUGCAGACAUCCAAGGACAAAGAGUCAAGCACUUCUCCGGGGCGCUUGGAGUCUUUGUACGAUCUUAGCGAGGAGGAACUCCUAGAAUAUGAAUUGGCGGAUGAGGAUUUCACCCUCUGCGAGGAGGAGGAGGAAGAAUGGCGCCAGUAUGACGAAGAGGUACAGCAAUUCAAAGAUCUGAUGUUGGAGUGCUGUUCGGAUGCGACAAGCUCAUCUUCCAAGCCAAAAAUCAAUUGUGAGAGCGACCUCCCGGAAUCCGGCUUGCUUGACUUGCUUGUCCCCAGCCAAGCUGAAUGCUUGGAAGGAUUGGUUGAUGUUUUGUCGUUCCGUGAGGUGAGCUUAGCGUUGGAAAAAGAGGGGGUGGCAUUGAACGGCCAAAGCAUGCCGUCAUCCGACUAUGGAGCCCCUGCUUUUGAUGCGCGGCUCACAAACGGCCGCACACACUCUGCGUUUCCAGAAGAAUAUCGCGAGCGAGUUGCAGAAAACGAGGGUGCUGGAGUGGUGGUUAGUUCCCAAGCAGGAGGAAAUGCGCUCGUGCUUCUCAACCACCUGCCUGAUCAACCAGAAUUGCUACCGGUUGUCUCCGAUACUUUCCGGGCGCAGCAAGUGAAGAUCGUGCGAGGCUGGCUGGAGUCAGGGACUGAUGCCUUCGAGGUGUCUGACUGGAAGGGGCAGCCACUUUCGAGUCAACGAACUGCAAACUUGGAGCAAGCCCUGCUGCAGGCAAUACGAGAGCGAGCUGCGAAGCAGGUUUUUGUGGAAAUUGACGGCCAGGUGCCGCCGCUUGAAUGCUUCCUGGGAUUGCCCUUGGAAGGUUGCCGCCCACUUCCAGUACAAGCUGCUCGUGCUGCGUUGAACAAUGGCCCCUUUAAGGUUUCAAAAGCAGUCGACCUUGGCCGGGCAUUGGUAUUCCAUGGCGAGAUUGAGGACCAUGUGAGCACUUCGGCAGCCCUUGAUGAGUGCAAGCUGAAACUCUUGCAGGCUACAGCUGUUGAAGGAGGAUACGUAUCCUCAACCAGCAAGCGGAUGGACCGAUGGGAGUGCCUCCUCGCAAAGGGCACUGUCGGUCCCCUGCUUCUCUGGAUACCUCUUGAAGAUCUGGAGCAGGAGAUGGAUCCUUCCAUUGACCAGCGCCUCUUCUUUGUAUUCACCACACUCAUCACGCUGCUGUGUGUGCAGAAUGCUGCUCCACAGCCGGGCCUUAACCCUCCAGUGGGUGCUCUACUGCUGAGCAUCAUUGGCGCAUCGGAGAUUUGCCGCAGCGAAAGUGCAAAGAAGUUUGGAGUCCGCUUGGGCUUGCCUUUGCUUUUCCCAUCGCCGGCUAUUGGCACCUUUGGAGUGGCGGCGCGCACUAUGUCUUUAGUGCCAAAUGCGACCGCCAGUUUUGGCGUGGCAGCAUCGGCGCUGAUGACAGGACUUUUGGCCUCCUUCACUUUGAUAGGGCUGGGACUUUUAAUGCCCCAGAACAACGAAAGCUGUACCUGGGUCAACACAGAUGUCUUCCCGUAUGCAUUGCGACAGCUGCUGCUGGCGCAGGCUCAGGUCCGCUCGGAAGUUUGUACGCAGCCACCGCCUGGUGUGGAUGUACACUACGUGCCCACAACACCGGCUUUGGCUGCCGGAGCUUUCGGACUGCUUACCGCGGCCUUGAACUGCCUUCCAAUUGGGCAGCUGGAUGGUGCAUCAUUGCUGCCAGCUGUUCGGUGGAGUUGGCUCCGCGAGACGUUCCUGCCAUUUCUUGCUUACUUGCUUCUUGGUGUGACCAUUUUUGAUGCUCCUGGCCUGUUUCCAUUGGUUGUUGGUUUUAGCAUUUUCACCUUUGGCGUUCGCCCGCAGCUGGCGCCGAAACCGGUACGUCGAGACAAUGUAUCGCAGCCUGAAGAGCUUGCCAAUUUCAUGACUGGGGCUGUGAUUCUGGUGGCUGCAUUCUUGAUGCUCAUGCCAGGGAGUUGGCUGCAAGCCAUCGCCAUGGUGGUGACGAGCUUGUGGACACUUCCUUCUCUUCUGACUGAGCUGCGCUAGCUCAGUGCACAGAAGCGAGGCUUUGCAAG